Molecule: messenger RNA, 989 nt
Organism: Hordeum vulgare subsp. vulgare (domesticated barley)
Lineage: Eukaryota; Viridiplantae; Streptophyta; Magnoliopsida; Poales; Poaceae
Product: ER membrane protein complex subunit 4
Exons: 6
Coding region: 109-642 (177 amino acids)
Biological process (GO): protein folding in endoplasmic reticulum
Cellular component (GO): EMC complex
Source: RefSeq, a predicted model, not a curated record
UGUUGAAGUUGGCCUGCCGUCUCCCAUCAUCCACGCCGAAAGUCCAAAGCUCCAAAAACCAGACCAAACCAGAACCGGUUGAUCCGUCAGUAGCCGCGGCCGCCGGCGAUGGAGAAGGGCAAGGGUCUCGCCCGACGCUGGGCAGUGGAGCUCCACGACGUAUCUUCCUCCUCCUCCUCGCCUGCCUUCCCCGAUCCUCCUGGCUUCACCAGAUCCGCCCCGGAAGCGGACGACGCCGCCAGCGCGCGGCAGCGCAAGGAGACCGAAGCUGCCUGGAAGGGGCAGAAAGCCUGGGAGGUGGCGCAGGCGCCCUUCAAGAACCUGAUGAUGAUGGGUUUUAUGAUGUGGAUGGCCGGGAGCACAGUCCACCUGUUUAGCAUUGGUAUCGUCUUCUCUGCUCUCUGGCAGCCCUUCAACGCACUCCGAUCUGUCGGGAAAGUUUUCGAACCAUUUAAGGACCCAAGGGUGGAUACACUUGCACCUAAGUUACUCUUCACUGCUCUCAACUUGGCCGCUAUGGGUUUGGGUGUUUGGAAGCUCAACACAUUGGGUCUUCUUCCGACAAAUGCAUCAGACUGGGUAUCUUCACUGUCUCCUGCUCGGGAGGUUGAAUAUGCUGGUGGAGGGAUCCCCUUGAUGUAAUGCCCCUUGUGAUCUUCAAUUGGUCAAACUCUUUGGCUUUACUACUUGGAGGAUGGUAUCUGUACUAAAGUGAAAUUUAUACCCUGGUGAAGGGAGAAAUUUUAUUCGGGUUUGUUGGAGAAAUUUUAUUCGGGUUUGUUAUAUUUUUCGUUUCACGUGUACCAAAUUCGGAUUGAUAUCUAUAGCAAAUCACAGGCUUAGCUAAACAUAGCUUGCUUAUUUUUUUUUUAUCUCCUCUGCUUACCAUGUCUGAUUCAAUAGAGAGGUUGUAGCUAACUCUCCCAUUGAAUGUAGUAGACGAACUGCUUUUGUUAUGUUCUAUUAAUAGCUGUGAGAUUUUUUGUUCA